UGAAAUACAUAAUAUUGAAUAUGUUCUAUUUUAAAUUGACCGUGUAGUUAUAAUACAAUUACUUGAAUUCUAAUUAAAUUAAGCGGAGUGAGAUAAGUACUACUGAAACCUGGCAACAUCGCAACGGCUGCAGCGCAAAGCAAACAAACAUCGAGGCAUUUAAAAACCUUGGUUUGGCGGGCAUUUAACUCGUAACGGUUAUGUUUGCACACCGUGUCUCUGUCUCCCUAAUUUCAGUUAAAACCGCUUAUAAGUAUCAAGCGCACUAGUAUUGCUAGUGGUGCAUUAUUAGUGUACGGAGCAUCAUACGCGAGGCAUCGCAUUAGUUUCAACAGUGCCGCGUACCUACUCACCGAGUGGGCAUUUUUGGCAGCGUGUUUUGCAUUCAAUCGCAUUUAUUUUAUUCCUGACAAUGGCUCAACCAUCGGUAGCCUGUUAUUUCAACACGCGGAAACGCAACGCAACCGAGGACCUCAAAAUAACUAGGGCACGCAAAGUGCUACAUCAAGAAGUUUCGGACAGCAACGAGGCCCAGGACAAUCAUGAUUUUAUCGCUGACAAAGCCCCAAUCAAAGCGAAAACGCUGCCGAUCGACCCGACUUCGCUGAGCGCAAAAAUAGUGCAGCUCGCGAAUCUGCAAAAUGAAGGUAAAAUCAAGGCGAAGAAACCAGUGCGCUCGUCGAGAGCCAAAAAAGUGAUUGACGAUCAGCAAAACAUCCAAGAACUACUUAAUAACAUGAUCCACAAAGACAAAGAUGAGCCUCAACAAACCAAACUAACAGAAAAUGAAGAUACUCGGGAGAUUCAGCUGCACAAGACGCCGCCGGCGACGCCAACGAAGACCAAUGCGAUGGACAAGGUGAAGGUUUCAAUUCAGGACAUGAGUAUGAAGGAAGUGCGGCAAAAAUUGACUAGGAGCAGUCGUCUCGCCGAACUGAAAGCUUCCAUGGCUAGAUUUAAAGAAAAAGAUGCUAAACUUAAAGAAAUUGAGAAGCACGCACCCAAAACAUCUGAAACUCCAGGCUUGAAAAGCUUUAAAUCAAUUGAACUUGAAGUUAACAUGAGUCCGGUAAAGUCCCAAACUCCGGAAAAAAUGUACCUGAGCCCAAGAAAAGACUCCACUGCAAAGAGAAACCUACUCAAUUUACUCUCCCCCAGCAAAAAUGCAAUUAAUUUGCCAAAAACUAGUAAUAAGUUGCUAACGACUGAAAAAUUGGCAUUAACAUUACCAUUUAAGUACAGAACUCUAGCGGAAUUGUUUCGUAGCAUUGAUACCGUCUCGCAAAUCAUGCACAAUCGCAAAGAAAUGAUUACAUUCAAAAAACUCAAGCCGGCUGUUGAAGAGCUAAUCAAACGUAACUUAACCGAAAAACAUCUCGCGCAAAUCAAAUUUCUCCUUCCGGACGCUUUCACUUUUCGACAGGACAAACUCCGCGCUUAUGGUUCUAAGGUGGAAAGCUGGGAGUUGGUUAUCGAACCGCAUAUUGAGCAGGGUUCAAUGUCGUCGGAUGCUUUAUUAGAGAGACGACGUAAACUGUUUAAUGUACUCAUCGAAAAGGUAAAAAUUUACCAUCAGGAGUUUCUGUCAUCGUUGGAACCUCCGAUUGUUGUUGAUGCAGAGAAGAUAAAACGCUGGCAUCCAGAGUUUGACAUCGAAAGAGUACCGGAUAUCGAAUGUGCAGAGUUGCCGAAAGCUCCAGUGGAAGAAAAGUUUACUACAGGUAAAGAUGUACUUGACCGAGCGAAACUUAUGUUCAAUUGCAACACGCGCAUGGAGGCGGCGUUGGAACGCUUGCAGAAAGCUCGCGAUAAUUCAUCUCAUGAUCAGGUUGUGCCGGAACCAGCAAAGGUACAAUCUGAGACGUUAUUGAAAGGUAUUCCUAAGUCUUUAUUGGAAAAAGUACGUCAAAAACAAGCUGCGAAAGCUUUGGAGUCUAUGACGCGCACGGAUGCUAAAGAUAAAGAAGUGCAGGUGUAUUCGCAUCUGCCGGAGUUGGCAAGACUCACGAGGAAUCUCUUUGUGGCCGAAAAGCGUAGUGUUUUGCAGCUCGACAUUGUGCUAGAGAAGCUAGGCAACAGUAUUCGCACGUUUUUGAAAAAAGAAGACAUUGAAGCGCGGUUAAAACUCAUCGAGAAAGAAGUGCCUGGCUGGUUGAUGUUCCAUAAUAUUCGUAAUCAAAUUUACAUUAAAAUCGCCAAAGACGCCGACCUCAGUAUUGUGCAGCACAAAUUGGAGAAAAUACUCAAGCUUAAACAGUCUGCAUGAAAUUACCACCCUAACGACCGAUUAACCUAAACUAAACUACUUAGACUACUUCCAGUUAAAUUUUCAUUUUGUCUUUUCAAUAGGUCAUUAUCUUAUGAUAAGUAACAAUGCCAUAUGUUUGGACGACUGAAUAGGUUUAAGAAUACUAACGAUGCUUUUCACAGGAGGGCAAAUUGCGUAAUUAUGUUGACAUCAUGUUUGUGAUUCUAUUGACGAUGAAUGUGCAACAUUAUUUAGCUAUUUUGCAUUCCUUGAAUUCAAAUAAUAAUAAUAAUUGACUCUCGUUUGAAUAUACAUUUGGCAUGAUUGUAUUAUGAUGUAUUUGCUGAUUAAAUCAACUUCGACUUA
Dalotia coriaria is the source of this 2614-nucleotide messenger RNA. RefSeq names its product double parked (gene dup). NCBI's taxonomy places the organism in Eukaryota, Metazoa, Arthropoda, Insecta, Coleoptera, Staphylinidae. The transcript has 2 exons. The record is from RefSeq and is a predicted model, not a curated record. Gene Ontology annotation, biological process: mitotic cell cycle; DNA replication checkpoint signaling; DNA replication preinitiation complex assembly. Gene Ontology annotation, cellular component: nucleus. Gene Ontology annotation, molecular function: DNA binding; DNA polymerase binding. The coding region runs from base 413 to 2266 and encodes 617 amino acids.